Symbiodinium sp. CCMP2456 is the source of this 2028-nucleotide messenger RNA. NCBI's taxonomy places the organism in Eukaryota, Dinophyceae, Suessiales, Symbiodiniaceae. The record is from the annotation of a GenBank genome assembly.
GUGACCUUCAACACAGCCAUCAGCGCAUGUGGGAGAGCGCGAAGGUGGCAGGAUGCAUAUCACCUCUUCCAGGAGGCUGCUGGGAGCACCUCUGCAGAUGUGAUCACAUACAAUUCAACCAUCAGUGCAUGUGAGAGAGCAAAGCAGUGGCAGCUGGCACUUCAGGUCUUUACUGCCAUGCUGGAUGCCGGGGUGUGGGCUAGCGAGAUCAGCUACAAUGCUGCGAUCGCUGCGUGUGCAAUCGGUGCGCAGUGGCAGAAGGCGUCUUACCUGAUAGCCGAUAUGGGCCUCGCACAACUCGAGGCCAGCACCGUCACUUUCAAUGCGGCCUUAAGCACUUUUGAAAAAGCAGGCGAGUGGGAGAUGGCUGUCUUCAUUUUCUCGCGAAUGCUGGAAAGUCAACUUGAACCUGAUGUGAUAAGCUUCAGCACCGUGAUGACUGCGUGCACCAAAGGUGACCAGUGGCAGCAUGCUUUAGAGCUGCUUGGAGAAACUAUGAAGAGCAGCGUGAGGCUUGACCAUAUCUGUUUCAGCGCAAGCAUCAGUGCCUGUGACAGAGGUGGACAGUGGAAAACUGCCCUUCACUUGUUGGCAAGUAUGCUGGCGGCAGAUGUUCGGGCCGAUGUUGUUUGUUUCAGUGCAGCGAUCAGUGCUUGUGCAAAAAGCGGCCGCUGGCCGUGGGCGUCGUUUUUGCUUUGGAGCCUUAUGGAUAUGGCCGUAACACCCAAUGAGAUCAGCUUUUCUUCGGCCAUGAGUGCUUGUGUCAAAGACGGCGAGUGGCAGAGGGCGCUGCACUUGCUGAGUAGCAUGGCCGCAGUUUCGGCGACACCGAACACGAUCAGUAUCAAUACGGCCAUCGCUUCGUGUGAGAAUGCCGGAGAGUGGGAGGUGGCUGUGCAGCUCUUGACCGGGAUGAAGGCAGCUGCGCUGCAGGCCAAUAUCAUCAGUUUUGGUGCUGCCAUUGGUUCCUGUGACAAAGACCGGCAGUGGCCAGUUGUGAUGUCACUUCUACUUGCAAUGCAGACUGCGCGUGUGCUCCUUAACCAGAUUGCCCUGAGUCGAACUAUUGGCAUAUACGGGCAAUGUGGCCAUUGGCAGGAAGCACUGCACCUCCUCACGGAGAUGCGGCUAAGUCUCGCCACUCCCGAUGAAAUCAGCUUCAGCGCUGGCAUGCAUGCGUGCGCUAUCUCUGGUCAGUGGCAGCACGCCUUGGAGCUCAUGGUGUGCAUACAAGAUUGCAGGGUUGAAGGCAAGGUCGCGAGGAAUGCAGCCAUGAGUGCCUGCGAGAAGGCCAGUCAGUGGAGGAAGGUGAUCGAGCUUUUGGAUGACAUGCUCCGGACAAGAUUGCAGGCCAGCGAGAUCAACAUGGGCGCAGCAAUAGGUGCAUGCGGAGUAAGCGGACAGUGGCAGAAAGCCGUCCAGCUGUUUGUCGGCAUGACAAGUUCUGAGGUGAAGCCUAGCCACAUAAGCUUGGAGGCGGUCGUCGGGGCUGUCGAGCCUGGUAUGUGGACCGUGGCGGUCGAGCUCUUGAGUGCAAUGCAGCGUGCUUCAGCGCAGCCCCAAGGGAUUCGGACGAGUGCUGUGGCAAAGGUGUGCAGGCAGAGGCUGCGGUGGGAAGUGCUCCUGCAGCUCCAGUCCCAGGGAGAACCUGAUGACUGUGGCUUUUCUUCGAUUGUGAACGGCUUUGAUGAGCACCGUUAUUGGCCAGUGGCAAUGCAUCUAUUGUCUGCUGCGCAGGCGAAGCCAACUAACGUCAGCUACGCUGCUGGCAUCAGUGCCUGUGAGGCUUGCGAAAGCUGGCAGCUUACACAUCAGCUGAUGGUCCAGAUGCAUGCAGCAUUUGUGGAGGCCACCGUCCUAAGCAUCAGUGUUUGCAUGACUGCUUGUGCGAAGCUGGCCCAGUGGCAAAUGGCGACAUCAUUGCUCGCUGGCCUCGGUGUGCUUGGAGUUGCCUCUAACGUCUUCAACUUCAGCGCUGCCAUCAGCGCCUGCGAGAAGCGAGGCCGACUUCUCAUCAAGAGGGUUUAG